AUGGAGGACUACACAGAGACCCUGAUGGACGAAGAAGAUGCCCUGUGGGAGAACGUGGAAUGCAAUCGGCACAUGUUGACCCGGUACAUCAACCCGGCCAAGCUGACCCCGUACCUGCGUCAGUGUAAGGUUAUCGAUGAACAGGAUGAAGAUGAGGUGCUGAACUCGCCUAUGCUGCUCUCCAAAAUUAACCGAGCAGGCCGGCUGCUGGACAUCCUUCAUACAAAAGGAGAAAGGGGCUAUGUUGUUUUCUUAGAGAGCCUGGAAUUCUCCUACCCAGACCUCUACAAACUGGUGACUGGGAAGGAGCCGACGCGACGGUUUUCCACCAUCGUUGUAGAGGAAGGCCAUGAAGGGCUCACCCACUUCUUGAUGAAUGAGAUCAUUAAGCUGCAGCAGCAGAUCAAGACCAAGGAUGCCCAGCGGUGCGAACUCUUGGCCAAAUCCCGUCAGAUGGAGGAUGAGACGAAGCAGAUGAAACUCAACAAGAUAGAGCUACUGACCUUCCAGGAGAGGUACAACAAGAUGAAAGAAGAGCGGAACAACUACAACGACGAGCUGGUCAAAGUGAAGGACGAGAACUACAACCUGGCGAUGAGGUACGCCCAGCUGAGCGAAGAAAAGAACAUGGCGGUGAUGAGAAGCCGAGACCUUCAGCUAGAGAUUGACCAGCUGAAACACCGGUUGAAUAAAGUGGAAGAGGAAUGCAAGCUGGAGAGGAACCAGUCUCUGAAGCUCAAGAACGACAUCGAGAACCGGCCGAAGAAGGAGCAGGUCCUGGAGCUGGAGCGGGAGAACGAGAUGCUGAAGACGAAGAUCCAGGAGCUGCAGUCCAUCAUUCAGGCUGGAAAACCUGGCUUGCCAGAUUCGGAUAAAGCCAUUUUGGACAUCUUGGAGCACGACCGCAAAGAAGCGCUGGAGGAUCGCCAGGACUUGGUCAACAAGAUCUUCAAUCUCCAGGAAGAGAUCCGCCAUGCGGAAGACCUGCGAGAUAAGUAUCUUGAAGAGAAACAAGAGCUGGAGUUAAAAUGCUCGACGCUGGGGAAAGACUGUGAAAUGUACAAGCAUCGAAUGAUGACGGUGAUGAUUCAACUGGAGGAAGUGGAGAAGGAAAGAGACCAGGCGUUCCAUUCUCGCGACGAGGCCCAAACGCAGUAUUCACAGUGCUUGAUUGAGAAAGAUAAGUAUCGGAAGCAGAUCCGGGAGCUGGAGGAAAAGAAUGAUGAGCUGCGGAUCGAGUUGGUUCGGAAAGAGGCGUGCAUCAUUAACCUAGAAAGCAAGCUCCGACGUCUCUCGAAGGACAGCGGCUAUGACCAGAGUUUACCGAGGAAUCUGGCCCUCACCGUAAUUUCGCAGACUCUGGAAGUGCCCUUCCCGAAACUAAACGGCCAGGACCUGGCUGAUGAUUCCUCGACCUCUGAGGAGUCCCCCGAAGACAGCAAAUUCUUCCCCAUAGAUCAGCCUCGGCUGAAAAGGAGGAUGAACCUGAAGGCAGCCCAGGUACGCUUCCUCCCAUGGAUGAAAUCCCCCGUCAGCAUGAGCAAGGCAUCGGACUUUCAAGCGGUUCGAGGCUACGAGGAGGACCGGGGCGAAGCCAGCAGCUGCCACACGGAUACCAGUUCCUCUAACCCCAUUUCCAUCACUAACUCAGCAGGCAGUUGCGAAGUCAGCAAAAUCCAAACGCUUCGAAAUCGCAACCACAGCAUUAUGUCCACGACCCCGGAGCCGCCAGGGAAUGAUUCCAUAGUUCGCCGGUACAAAGAAGAUGCUCCCCCUAGCAGCCUGACUGAGGAAGACAAUGACAGUUUCGUCUACGACGCGUCGGAGCUGGAAGAUGACUUUCAUGACAGGUACUCGUACGGACCCGCCUCGCUGCCGUCUUCCACGUCGUCCCACCAGUCGGAGGGACUAGAUCUGGAGCAAGUCAACUCCAUUUUCAGGAAAUUCUCCCUGGAGAGGCCGUUCCGCCCCUCGGUGACGAACUUCGGCCGCCUCCGGAACACGUGCCACGCCGUCCAGCGCAUCAUUCUGAACGGGGACAGCCUGAGUUCGGAGAUGUCCGUCCUGGGGGGCAACAUGAAAGGCAGCUUCGUCAACUCUGUCAAACUGGGAUCCUCGGCGGAGAAAGCGGGCCUCCGGGAGGGGCACCAGCUGCUUUUGAUGGAGGGCUGCAUCAGAGGGGAGAAUACGAGCGUUCCCUUGGAUACCUGUACAAAGGAAGAGGUUCACUGGAUCAUUCAGCGAUGCAGCGGGCCCGUGACGCUGCACUGUAAACUGAAUCACGAAGGCCACAGGAAGCUGCUGUCUGAAAUCGAAGAAGGCCUGGUCACCUCCGGGGACUCCUUCUACAUCCGCCUGAACCUGAGCAUCUCCAGCCAGAUGGACUGCUGCUCCCUCUCGGUGAAGUGCGAUGAGAUCCUGCACGUCCUUGACACCAUGUACCAGGGCAAGUGCGAGUGGCUUUGUGCCAGAGUGGACCCCUUCACUGACCGGGACCUUGAUACCGGGACCAUCCCCAAUUAUAGCAGAGCCCAACAGCUCCUCUUAGUCAAGCUGCAGCGGCUCAUGAACAGAGGCAGCCGGGACGAGACGGACAGUUCGUACGGGACGCUCCGACCUGCUCGGAACACGCUGCAGCCGGAGGAGCACACGCCGCCGACUGACCCCAAAGCGAGCCCUCGUCUCUCCCGAGCCAGUUUCCUUUUGGGCCAGAUCUUACAGUUUGUCAGCAGGUCGGAAAACAAAUUCAAGCGCAUGAACAGCAACGAACGUGUCCGCAUCGUUACUUCAAAGGAGACCCGGGCCAGGCCAGAGGCGCAGUCGGUGACGAAGGCGCUGCUUGAUAGAUUUGAAGAGUUCGACUCGGUGACUGAAAUCAACAGGAGCUUGAGCCUGGUCCCGUAUAGCUCCGUGAGGCCCACCCACUGUGACAACCGGCGCCCGGUCCUUUUCACUCCGACGAUGCUCUCGAAGACCUUGAUCCAAAAGCUGCUGAACUCCGUCGGGGCCUUGGAAUUCAAUUUGUGCAAGCCAGAGAUCAUAACCAAGGAAGAAUUUUUGAGGAGAAACCAAGCCGAAACGAUAAUCUACUCCCGGGAAAGGAAUCCGCACACCUACGAGUGUAUUUUCCCUGCAAACAUCGAGGCGGUCGCAACCAAGAACAAACAUUGUCUGCUCGAAGCCGGGAUCGGCUGCACGAAGGAUCUAAUCAGAGCCAAGAUCUACCCCAUUGUUCUCUUUAUUAGAGUCUCGGAAAAAAAUAUCAAGAGGUUCAGGAAGCUGCUCCCAAAGCCGGAGGUGGAGGAGGAACUUCUACGGAUGUGCCGUCAGAAUGAAAAAGAGCUGGAGUCCCUGCCCUGCCUCUACGCCCCCCUAGAGGCUGAAGCGUGGAGCAGCGUGGACGACCUGCUCCGGAUAAUCAAGGAAUUCGGAAGAGCAGCGCAAGACCAUCUGGAUCGAUGA
This is a messenger RNA of Gekko japonicus, 3462 nucleotides long. It is a transcript of the gene CARD11, whose product is annotated as caspase recruitment domain family member 11. The record is from RefSeq and is a predicted model, not a curated record. Lineage: Eukaryota; Metazoa; Chordata; Lepidosauria; Squamata; Gekkonidae. The coding region runs from base 1 to 3462 and encodes 1153 amino acids. Gene Ontology annotation, biological process: regulation of apoptotic process; positive regulation of canonical NF-kappaB signal transduction. The transcript is spliced from 23 exons. Gene Ontology annotation, molecular function: protein binding.